Myripristis murdjan (pinecone soldierfish) is the source of this 1844-nucleotide messenger RNA. RefSeq names its product DNA-damage regulated autophagy modulator 1 (gene dram1). Gene Ontology annotation, cellular component: lysosome. The record is from RefSeq and is a predicted model, not a curated record. The transcript is spliced from 7 exons. Bases 239 to 955 code for a protein of 238 amino acids. Gene Ontology annotation, biological process: regulation of autophagy. Lineage: Eukaryota; Metazoa; Chordata; Actinopteri; Holocentriformes; Holocentridae.
AAGAGAUGACUGCGUACAGUACGGCGUCUUAUUGGCAGCGCCCGAGUUCAUUCUUGUUCACAGAACCAUGUGACUAUCGGUAACAUUAGACACUUUACAGUGGAAAAGCCAUUGUUCCGGGAUCUCCGUGGUAGACUUGACUUGAGAACUUCUGCGCUUCGCCUGUGAUGAGCUCUGCCUGCGGCCAGUCUCACAUACACCAGGUCUGUCUGGACGCUGCGCGCAAAAGCUCUCCGAAAUGUUUUGGUUCAUGCAGGGACUGUGCUUUUUACCAGCGUUCCUGGUCAUCUGGUCCUCCAGCACCUUCAUUGUAAACUACAUCAUUGCGAUUUUUAGAAAGGAUGUCGAUGUCAUCUUUCCAUACAUAAGUGAUACAGGUGCGUUGCCCCCAGAGAGCUGCCUUUUUGGCUUGAUGACGUUCAUCUCUGCAUUCGCAGGAGCGGCCACUAUGUACGCCAGAUACAAGUACGUGGAGAAGCUGAGCGAGGAAACCUCUCUGGUGCGCCCAUGUCUGAAUAAAGCUGCCCUGGGACUGGGGAUGCUGGCAUGUUUGGGCAUGUGCAUUGUUGCCACUUUCCAGGAAACAACGGUGACACGGGUUCACGAUGCUGGAGCUGUGCUGUUCUUCCUCACUGGUGUCUUAUAUGCAAUCUUCCAGUCUGUUAUAUCCCAUCGCAUCUAUCCAUUUGGAUCCUCCUUGACUGUGUGUCGCAUCCGUACAGCUAUUGCCACCCUCGCCUGCUUGGCCUUCUUCCCCACUCUCAUCUGUGUAUUUUUCGUGAAACAAACCAAGCUGCACAGAGACACACACGACGAGGACUACACCUACCAUCUAGCCAGUGCUGUGAGCGAGUGGAUCGUGGCCUUCAGCUUCGUCUGCUUCUUCCUCACCUACAUUGAUGAAUUCAAACAUUUCACCCUGCAGGUGAGAACGGAGUACGUGGACGAUUGCUGACCGAGCUGCAAAUUUCUGUGCCAACAUUACCUGAUAUCAGUGUUAUUUUGUUUACUUCCAGGAGGCUUUUAUGCUCAGGCGUUUUUGUAUCCAAACUACAUAUUACUCUGCAGGGCUUUUACACGAUUAUGUGUUUGGUACGUCUUACUGACUUUGCCUGUUUUUGCCUUGUUAUUUAUGAAAUAAGCAUCACUGGCUGACUGUCUGGUUUUAGUGACGGUGUGUGAAAAGACAAAACAACUGACCAUGGCCUCAAUCUUUAUACUUUUUAUACAGACCAUUGUAACUUAUACUUGUUGCUGUGUUUAGUGAAAUAUGGCUCUUUGCACUUUGCUCGUGACUGUUGCCACACACCACCACACGUCCUGCCUGACCUUUGACCACUAAUAAGAGAAGUUGAUCACACAGCGAGCACAUCACAUGAACGCUGCGCAUGUGCCACCACUAAACACAGGAGUUCUUCAAGCAAACGGUAAUUCAAUCAGUAUUGAUGAAUAUGAACCACUUUGUCCCAAACUGAGAAACCUGAGAAACAAGACUCUAAUCUGGGACAGUCUGACAUAUCAUGAGAUUAUUUGUCUUUGUCACAAAUGGUGCCAUUUUCACUGCUGUCACAUUUGAUUCUCUCAACAAAUAAGAGCAAAAAAACAUUUUAUAUCUUUGGUGAUUGUUCAUUAAUGCAGAUUUAACUGAAGAGGAAACCCGGUUGUUCCUCUUCAUAUGGCAUGUGGUCAGUAAAGGCCAGGCACAUGAUCACAUUUUAUUACCUUUUUCACUACACAAGGGAAUGAGUUUAUUUUUGUAUUGUUAAUUUUUUGCUUAUGAUCGAAUGUAUACAUUAUCAUGGUGCACUGCUGAGCUGAAAAAUAAAGGAGCACAUUUUUUUAAG